Trichoderma gamsii is the source of this 555-nucleotide messenger RNA. RefSeq lists its product as hypothetical. Lineage: Eukaryota; Fungi; Ascomycota; Sordariomycetes; Hypocreales; Hypocreaceae. Bases 1 to 555 code for a protein of 184 amino acids. The transcript has a single exon. The record is from RefSeq and is a predicted model, not a curated record.
AUGUCUACCUUUGACGGAUUCAUAAAGGAUAACAUACUCGAGGUACAACAGUGGCAGCAUGGUAAUGCGCCAUGGUUUCAACGCGGGUGGACAUUUCAAGAGAGCUAUUUUUCGAAACGCAAGCUUCUUAUUGGAGAUGACAUGGCCUAUCUGUGGCAUGAAGGCCGUAUAGAGUCGAUGGACGGAAUGUGGUACCGCUCUGAAGAUGGGGCACAACUUACUUUGGAUGCCAGCAAGAGCAGCAGGCAGAAUCUCAUGGACCAGUGGUAUAGCAUGGUUGGAUCCUAUGUCCGGAGAAGGCUUUCUUAUGAGCAAGACAGAUUACCGGCCUUGUCUGGCGUCGCUAGGGCCUUGGCCACAUCCUUUCCAGACCUGAAGUAUUUGGCGGGAUUAUGGAAGGCUGAUCUUCACAAAUGGUUGUUAUGGAUGCCGGAGACCACACAAAACUACGACGAUUACAUCAAACAGCGUCAACAUGAAUAUAUUGCACCUUCAUGGAGCUGGGCCAGCCGUCCAGGCCCCGUUUCCUGGUUUCUUACUCCCCCCCCGAUUUAG